UCAUGGGGCCCUCGGGCAAUAGGGGAUCAUGGGGCCCCUAUGUCCUUGCCCAAACUCAAAAAAGCCUAUGAAAAAGGUACCAGAGGCAUCUCAUGGGGCCCCCUACUGACCCCGGGCCCUCGGGCAGUGCCCGAGUUUCCAAAUGGUCAGCCCGCCCCUGGUCGCAGUACAUUAUGGGAAGAGGUUAAUGAUUCAAUUAUACAGAAUCAGGAGCAUAAAUGUCAUGACUGUUGGUUAAAUAUGCCAAUAAUCUCUCCAUGGCCU
Messenger RNA from Staurois parvus, 264 nucleotides. Lineage: Eukaryota; Metazoa; Chordata; Amphibia; Anura; Ranidae. The record is from the annotation of a GenBank genome assembly.